AUGUCCCCACCAUCAAUGUUCAGAGGACACUUGGUCUGGGUCAACACGCACAACCUCGCUAGGUAUCUUGUUGGCUAUUUUUCGCCGGCAGUCCCAAGCCAUAUCACGACCGAGGUCCUGGAUGGCCUUAGGCCAAACCCAGCACCAGGCCACAGUUGCCACAACUGCAAGCAUCUCCGGCCCUAUCAGGAGAUCUUAGACAGGGGAGGUUGGAGGGCAGUAUCGGCUGCUCCCGCCCCCGUCCCAGCUCCAGUUAUAGUUCCAGCUCCAGCUAUAGUUCCAGUUCCAGCUCCAGUCCUGGCUCCAGCCUCAAUCCCGGCUCCAGCUAUAGUUCCAGCUCCAACUCCAGCUUCUGCCUCACACCAUAAUUCCUUUCCUAUCUCUGUUCCGGCUACAGCCUCCACCCUUGCUCCAAAUCCGGCUCCUGCUUCCGGUCAGCAGAUAUUUGAUCAAGGGACCUUUGAUCAGGGUACUUUUGACAAUGCCAUCCUUCCCACUUUGCCUCCAACGUGGGCUCCUACUCCUGGCUCUGACCAGGAAACCUUCAAUCGGGGUGCCUUAGAUAGUGUCGCCCUUCCCAAUUUGCCUUCCACUUGGGCUCCGGCUCCUGCAUAUGAUCGGGAGAUAUUCAACCAGGACAUCUUUAAUCAAGGUACAUUUGAUCAGAACGCCUUUGACGGCCUCACCCUUCCCAAUAUGCCUUCCACUUGGGCUACUGCUCCUGUCUCUGAUCAGGAGACCUAUGAUCAGAGCAUUUUCGACCCGGCCGCAUUUGACGGCGUCGGUCUUCCCGAUUUGCCCUCCGCUCCUAGCGCUCCUGCUCCUAUCUCUGAACAGGAGACUUUUGAUCAGAACAUUUUUGACGACGUUGUUUUUCCCGAUCUGCCUUCCACUCCGGCUGCGGCUACGGCUCCUGUCUCUGAUCCGGAUACUUUUGAUCAAAGUAUCGUUGAUCAGAGGAUAUUUGGCGACGUUGUUCUUCCCGAUCUACUUUCCACUCCGGCUGCAGUUACGGCUCCUGACUCGGAUCAAGAGAUUUUAGAUCAGGGCAACGCUGACGGAGUUGCUCAUCCCACUUUGCCUUCCACUCCGGCUGCGGCUACGGCUCCUAACUCAGAUCAGGAGAUCUUAGAUCAGGGUAACGCUGACGGAGUUGCUCAUCCCACUUUGCCUUCCGCUCCGGAUACGGAUCUGCCUUCUGCGCCUGCAUCUGAUCCUGCUGCUGCUCCUACUUCUGAUACUAACCCUGCCUCGCGUCAGAACGUUUCGAUGAAGGCAGCAAUGAUCAAGACACAUUAA
Molecule: messenger RNA, 1299 nt
Organism: Microsporum canis CBS 113480
Lineage: Eukaryota; Fungi; Ascomycota; Eurotiomycetes; Onygenales; Arthrodermataceae
Exons: 1
Coding region: 1-1299 (432 amino acids)
Source: RefSeq, a predicted model, not a curated record